AGGGAGACAGAAUCUGAAGCAGGCUCUAAGGCUCAGACUCGCGAGCUGUGAGAUCAUGACCUGAGCGGAAGUCGGACAGUUAACCAACUGAGCCACCCAGGCGCCCCUUGAAACCAUAAUCUUGUUUUACAAAUGAGAAAACCAAGUUCCGGGGACUUCACAGAUUUUGGCACCAAGAUUGUCGGAAUUCAGAUUCGGUUCCCCUACUUACUAACUGUUUGAUCUUGGGAAGUUAACUGAACUUUUUCUGCCUCGGUUGCCUCGUCUGCAAAGUAGACACAUUAGCACACUUAGUUUAGGAUUGCUGUGAAUUUAUAUAUGUGUAGAACUUAGAACAGCAUCUGGCAUAAACUAAGUGCUGUUAAGAAGUGCUGUUAUAAGAAUUUGCUAGUAUUUGUUAUUGCCACUAUCAUCAAUUAUCAUCAAUCUGCCUGAUAUCAUAGAACUUGUUAGUGAUACGCCUAUGAUGAGAUGCCAAACUCGCUCUAAAAAGGUCAUGGCAUAAAAUAAUGUAGUAGUUAGUGGGGGUGGGGGUGGGGACGAUAAAGAUUUCCUUUCUGUACAGCUGUCCCUAAUAAAGACAAAAAGAAGAAAGAUAAAAAAGCUAGGUCAGCAGAAAUCUCUAUAGAAUGUUUCUUAUUAUGAGUAACACGUGAAGACCAGCAAAAUCUGUAUAUAUAGCACUGUUACUACAAAACCGUUAAAAAUUUUUCAUUAUCCAGGACUUGUGAAUGUGGUCGCAGUGCUCUUUUUAUGUUAGAACUCUGCCGACUCUGUUUAUAUUAGUAGGUCUUCCUAAAUGAGACUUCCUAUCGGGUGCUUUUAAAAUGAUUUGCUGUGUCUUCGGUAGUGAAUGUUCAUAGUGGAAGUCUGAAGUCUCUGAUGUUAAUUCCGUCUUGUAGUGAAGCAUAGCAGAAACCAAACCGCCAACUUCCUUGACUUCCUGAUCUUUGGGAUGCCAAUGGCAGGUACCACGUGUCCGCAGUAGCCCCCGUCGCGUAUAAAAUAACAAUAUGGAACGUAUUAAAGAAUUAACUAUUUUUUACCUCCACGCUCUCAUCAUCUGAUUGUGCUACCAAGGUUGAAGCAUUUGGUCAGCAUGGUCGAGUGUUUUUCAUAUCAGGUGCAGGUACUUAGAGUCAUAGGAGGUUAAAGCUAGAUGAGCGUUCUGAGGACAUCCAGUCUGACCCCUCACUUUACAGACAGCUGAGCCUCAGGGGGGUGAUAGCAUGCUACAGGUCAUACAUCAAGAUCUUAACCUGCACAGGAAAUGAAGGGAGGGGAGGUGGUGGUCUGUCCCACUGGUGGCCCGCAGUGAACCAUGCCCGCUGGAAGUCAUGUCGCUGUGUGGUCGCCUCCCCACGUAUCUUGCGUAGCCCUGUGACUGACUCUAACCAGCAGAAUGCAGCAGAAAUGACCUGUGCUGGUUUGGGGCCUGAGCUUUAAGAAGACCAGGAACUUCCACUUUUGCACACUCGGGAGCCUGAGUCACCAUGUAAGAAGCUAGGUCAUACCCUGCUGGACAGACCAUGUGGCGAGGAAGGGAUUCUGAGAGUACACCGAAAGAGAGAAGUGCGGCUCUCCCAGCAUCCCACUGAGUUCAGCCCGUAGUCCAGUUCCUUGCUGAAUGCAGCUGCAAAGGGGACUGCGGGGAACCUGCGAGCGCAGCCCGUGUUGCAAAAUUGUGACUAAAGAAGAUGGCGGUUGUUUUAAUCUGUUAGGUUUUGUGGUGGUUUGUUAUAUAUCAAUAUAAAAUGGAAGCAGAUGGUUUUACAAAUUAAGGGACUGUAAGAACAAGAAGUAUUUGAGAUACAAAUGAUGGCAAUCAUUGUUCCCCACCUUCUUUUACUGAGAUAGUUAAAUGAGGCCGCCCUCUACUCUCUGCCCCUCGCUUCAGGAAGGUAUUUUGAAAAUACCUGGGUGUGGAUUAAGUUUGUUUUUAUGUGAGAGAAAACCCCUAAGUAGCAGUGACUUAAAUAGGAACGUUUAUUUCUCUCACGUCCAAGUCUGGAGGGUAGGUGCUGGCGCUGGUAGGGUCCCUCUGCACUGCAGAAUCAUCGGAGACUUGGUUCCUUUUAUCUCACUGCUCAGACAUUUCUAGGAUCUGUCCUUUGCCCCCAGAUUCCACGGUGGCUCCUAGAGGCCUAGUCAUUACAUCCAUGUCCGUGGUGGUAGAAUGGAGGAAGAGUAGACCGAGGGCACAAUUCCUGUCUUUAAACCACCGAUCUGAGAAGUGCCGAAUGCCACCUAGUCGUGUGGCCGUAAGUGGCUGCAAAGGAGGCUGGGAAUGUCCUGUAGCGGAGUGCAUUGCUGCCUAGAAUAGAUUUAGAGUGUUGUUGCUAAGGGAGGGGACGGACAUUGCAGAAGCAGCCAGUAGUCUCCACCGCUGUGGGCCAUGAGUUUGUCUCCAGAGGCUUCGGUUUUCUCCUGUGCGAGAAUGAUGCUACUGAACGGCUUGAGAUGGCAGAUAGAUUUUGUAUUGAGGGCCAGCCUCCGCUGAUUGGCGGUGGCUCCUUCAGUGUUCUGUUGAAUCUGCGUCCCUAGGUUUUGACCUCAGCAGGGUGAGGAAGUCGUUGAAGUAUUUAUUUUGGGUGAAUAGGGGAGGUAAUAGCGUGUUGUCGUUUCUAUGCUCCUAUGUAGUCUUUUUUUCAUGUGUCGUUACUUUAACUUUAAAAAUCUUUUCGUUGAAAAUAUUUGCUGAUUUUGCUAACCUUUGGACUAUCUUUUUUUCCUCUUAAAAAUAACCUAAAAUUCAUUCCAUAUUUUUUUUAUCUAAAAACAUUUUUUUUUAAAUUCUUUUGUUAUUUUUGAGAGAGAGAGAGACAACAAGACAGAGUACGAGUGGGGGAGGAACAGAGAGAGGGAGACACAGAAUCCAAAGCGGGAUCCAGGCUCGGAGCUCUCAGCACUGAGCCCCACGUGGGGCUCGAACUCAUGAACUUCCCGAGCAGAAGUCGGACACUUAACCAACUGAGCCACCUGGGCGCCUCUAAAAUUCACUCCAUAUUUAAAAAGUCUGCUAACAAGCCUGAGCCCCAACUUUGUGCAGAACCUUCUCAAACCUGGACAUUGGCAUCAUGUAGAGAAAUAUUAAACCUCUUUAUACAGUGUCUGUCAGAAUAUCUAGAAUAUGUGGGGGUGACAUACAGCCUCAAGUCUUCGAUGCCUCAGGCAGUAACAGUUGAUUUCUCGCUCGCGCUCCGUGUGCGUCCCCGGUGGCUUGGAAGCUUUGCUCUACAACGUGGACCCCCAGGCUGAGGGAGGCAGCAUCUCUGUCUUCUCACUGUUGCCAGUGCAGGAAAAAGAGAACCUAGUAGGUUGUGCUCUGGCUCUUAAAGACUUGAAGACGUGGCACAUGCCAGUUCUGUGUACAUCUCAGUGGCUGCACAAAAUCACAUGGUAGCACCUAACUUCAAGAGGGCCCGGAAACGAAAUCCUAUCGUAUUUCUGGAGGGAGAACCGGAAAUAUUUGGUGAAGAGCACUAAUAAACACCACACAGGGCAGCAUGUAUUUUCACCCAAAUUUCAUAUGUCACUUUGGAGUUUGUUUAGUUACCUAUACUUGAAAAUGACCCUCCGAAGCCUCCUAUACUACAGUGUAUCAAUUAAGGGGAUGUGUUUAAUAACACUAUUAAAAAUACAAAACAUUUUCCAGAGGUAGAAAUACUAUAGGAGGCAUAGGACUUGGGCUCUUGAUUCUUUCUGUGCUUCAUGCUUGUUUCCUUUCUUCUACCCACCUGAGAGGAGGAAAGGCAGCAAAUGUUAAAAUUGGUAUGUAAUAUUCGUGAGAUUAUAGGUGACUUGAAAUCUGUUUGUUUGUUUCUUUCCCCAAAGGAAGUUUUUACAGCAUAUGCUUUUUUUUUCAGUCAGGGUUCCUUUGUCUGUUUUCUGUCUAACUUUAAAGAGCGUGUACUGUGCACCAUAUACUGGAGAAGAAACCAGAAUAAGACGGUCCCCACCCUCAGUUUCUGUGGAUUCAGGGCACACUAUUGUGGAAAAUGACAUAGCCUGUAAUGGAAGAUGGUGAAAAGUGCCAGGCAGCUUAGAGAAGGAAGAACUUAAGGCAGGGGAAUCGAAGAAAAGAAAAUACUGAGUUGAGUCUUGAAGAAUGAAAACAGACUUGACCGAAGAGAACAAGGGAGUGAGGAACAACUAGUCUGUGGCCGUUGUGGGUGAGGUGCUUUCAGGACUUUACCCGAAGGUCCUACUAACCGUCACAUGCAGCGGAAUCCUCAGUUGCAGUUUACAGAUGAAGGAACUGUUUCAGGAAGACCACACAGUUGGCCUCGAAGCAGAGGAAAAAUUACAGUGGAAGAUGAGGACAGCAUGGAUGGACUGGAGACAACAGAAACAGAAAAUAUUGUGGAAACAGCAGAAAUCAAAGAACAGUCUGCAGAAGAGGAUGCUGAAGCGGAAGUGGACAUCAGUAAACGGCCAGUCCCAGUCCUCGAGCGCUCGGUGUCUGAGGACUCUGCGAGCUCCCUGGUCUCUGUUGGUGUAGAAGUCAAAAUCAGUGAACAGCUCUGCGCUUUUUGUUACUGUGGUGAAAAAAGUUCCUUAGGACAAGGAGACUUAAAACAAUUUAGAGUAACGCCUGGGUUUAUCUUGCCGUGGAAAAGCCAGCCUUUUAACAAGAAGGACAUUGAUGACAGCAGCAAUGGAACCUGUGACAAAAUACAAAACUCAGCAUCACGAAAACAAAGAGGACAGAGAAAAGAACGAUCUCCUCUACAGAAUAUAGUAUCUUGUGUAAGUGUGAGCACGCAGACUGCUUCGGAUGACCAGGCUGGUAAAUUAUGGGAUGAACUCAGUCUGGUUGGCCUUCCAGACGCCAUUGAUAUCCAAGCCUUAUUUGAUCCUACAGGCACCUGCUGGGCCCAUCACCGUUGCGUGGAGUGGUCGCUGGGAGUGCGCCAGUUGGAGGAGCCGUCACCGGUGAGCGUGGACAAAGCUGUCGUCUCAGGGAGCACAGAGCGAUGUGCAUUUUGUAAGCACCUUGGAGCCACUAUCAAAUGCUGUGAAGACAAGUGCACCCAGAUGUACCAUUAUCCUUGUGCCGCUGGAGCUGGUACCUUCCAGGACUUCAGGAACUUCUUCCUUCUGUGUCCAGAGCACAUCGACCAAGCUCCUGAGAGAUCAAAGGAAGAUGCAAACUGUGCAGUGUGCGACAGCCCGGGAGACCUCUUAGAUCAGUUCUUUUGUACUACUUGUGGUCAGCACUAUCAUGGAAUGUGCCUGGAUAUAGCGGUUACUCCAUUAAAACGUGCAGGUUGGCAAUGUCCUGAGUGCAAAGUGUGCCAGAACUGCAAACAAUCGGGAGAAGAUAGCAAGAUGCUAGUGUGUGAUACGUGUGACAAAGGGUAUCAUACUUUUUGUCUUCAACCAGUUAUGAAAUCAGUACCAACCAAUGGCUGGAAAUGCAAAAAUUGCAGAAUAUGUGUAGAGUGUGGCACACGAUCUAGUUCUCAGUGGCACCACAAUUGCUUGGUAUGUGACAGUUGUUACCAACAACAGGAUAACUUAUGUCCUUUCUGUGGGAAGUGCUACCAUCCAGAAUUGCAGAAAGACAUGCUUCACUGUAAUAUGUGCAAGAGAUGGGUUCACUUAGAAUGUGACAAACCAACAGAUCACGAGCUGGAGUCUCAGUUCAAAGAAGAGUAUAUCUGCAUGUAUUGUAAACACUUAGCUGCUGAAAUGGACCCCUUACAGCCAGGUGAUGAAGUGGAGAUGGCCGAAGUCACUACAGAUUGUAAUAAUGAAAUGGAAGUUGAAGGACCUGAAGACCGUAUGGUAUUUCCGGAGCAAGUAGUUAACGAAGACAUCAGUGGUCAGGAGUCCACACCUGGAAUUGUUCCAGAUGCAGUUCACAUCCAUACAGAAGAGCAGCUGAAGAGUAAUUCACCAGAAAGUCUCGACACACAUGAUCUUCUCAUUUCUGAAUCCUCCCAAGAUAAAAUGAAUCCUGCAUUGGAAAAUCAGAUUUCUCAAGAAGUGGAUAGUGAAAAAAUGGAAAUGUCUUCUAAAGUGAUGCAUAUUUGUGAUGAAAAUCAAAAUGAAAACAAAAUGGAAGUGACAGAAAACGUUGACGUCCUCACACACCAGAUCACUGUGCGGCACGAGGAUCUGCAGCUAGAGGAACCCAAAAUGCUGGCAUCCGCAGAAGAAUCACGGCCUCCGAAAUUGUCCAUUGAAUCUGCCACUGGUCCCCCAGAGGCCCUAAGGUCCCCGUGUGAGGAAGGUACUUCUUUAUGUUCUAAGGAACAUUUGGCUGUAGAAAGGGUACCAGAAGCGAUGGAACAGAAAGAAAGUUCUGAAUCUUCUGCUGCAUUUAUGGACUUUGAAAUGGCCCCUGUAGUUGAGAGUUGUGUGAAAGAUGGUUUAUGCCAAGAAGACAAAUCUGUAAAAUUACCAUCGGAGACAGAGUUGUCAUUUUCGUCAGCGGCAGGCGUAAGCAAGGCAAAUGCGUCUUCCUCUCCGCUCUCUUCAGACUUGCCUUCCCAGGACACACUGCAUAGCUACCCUUCAACCCUCAGUGCUUCUGUUGGAAACAUUAUGCCAACGACUUACAUCUCAGUCACUCCAAAAAUUGGCAUGGGUAAACCAGCUAUUACCAAAAGAAAAUUUUCUCCUGGUAGACCUCGGUCCAAACAGGGGGCUUGGAGUACCCAUAAUACAGUGAGCCCACCUUCCUGGUCCCCAGACAUUUCAGAAGGUCGGGAAAUUUUUAAACCCAGGCAGCUUCCUGGCAGUGCCAUUUGGAGCAUCAAAGUGGGCCGUGGGUCGGGAUUUCCGGGGAAGCGGAGACCUCGUGGUGCAGGACUGUCAGGACGAGGCGGCAGAGGCAGGUCAAAAUUGAAAAGUGGAAUCGGAGCAGUUGUGUUACCUGGGGUGUCUGCUGCAGAUCUUUCGUCGAAUAAGGAUGAAGAAGAAAACUCUAUGCAUAAUACAGUGGUGUUGUUUUCUAGCAGUGACAAGUUCACCUUGCAUCAGGAUAUGUGUGUAGUUUGUGGCAGCUUCGGCCAAGGAGCAGAGGGAAGAUUACUUGCCUGCUCUCAGUGUGGUCAGUGUUACCAUCCAUACUGUGUCAGUAUUAAGAUCACUAAAGUGGUUCUUAGCAAAGGAUGGAGGUGCCUUGAGUGCACUGUGUGCGAGGCGUGUGGGAAGGCCACUGACCCCGGAAGACUCCUGCUGUGUGAUGACUGUGACAUAAGCUACCACACCUACUGCCUCGACCCUCCUCUGCAGACAGUGCCCAAAGGAGGCUGGAAGUGCAAAUGGUGUGUGUGGUGCAGACACUGUGGGGCAACGUCUGCAGGCCUGAGAUGUGAAUGGCAAAACAAUUACACACAGUGUGCUCCCUGUGCAAGCUUGUCUUCCUGCCCCGUCUGCUAUCGGAACUAUCGGGAAGAAGAUCUUAUUCUGCAGUGUCGACAAUGUGACAGAUGGAUGCAUGCGGUUUGUCAGAACUUAAAUACUGAAGAGGAAGUGGAAAAUGUAGCCGACAUUGGUUUUGAUUGUAGCAUGUGCAGACCCUAUAUGCCUACGUCAAAUGUGCCUUCCUCAGACGGCUGCGAAUCUUCACUUGUAGCACAGAUUGUCACGAAAGUGAAAGAGCUAGAUCCACCCAAGACAUACACCCAGGAUGGUGUAUGUUUGACUGAAUCAGGGAUGACUCAGUUACAGAGCCUCACAGUUACAGUUCCACGAAGAAAACGGUCCAAACCAAAGUUGAAGUUGAAGAUUAUAAACCAGAAUAGUGUGGCUGUCCUUCAGACCCCUCCGGACAUCCAAUCAGAGCAUUCAAGGGAUGGAGAAAUGGAUGAUAGUCGAGAAGGAGAACUUGUGGACUGUGAUGGGAAAUCAGAAUCUAGUCCUGAACGGGAAACUGUGGACGAUGAAACGAAGGGGGCGGAAGGAACAGAUGGUGUGAAAAAGAGAAAAAGGAAACCGUACAGACCAGGUAUCGGUGGAUUUAUGGUACGGCAAAGAAGUCGAACCGGGCAAGGAAAAACGAAAAGAUCUGUCAUUAGAAAAGAUUCUUCAGGCUCUAUUUCUGAGCAGUUACCUAACAGAGAUGAUGGCUGGAGUGAGCACUUACCAGAUACACUAGUUGAUGAAUCUGUUUCUGUUACUGAAAACACUGAAAAAAUAAAGAAGAGAUACCGAAAAAGGAAAAAUAAGCUUGAAGAAACGUUCCCUGCCUAUUUACAAGAGGCUUUCUUUGGAAAAGAUCUUCUAGAUACAAGUAGACAAAACAAGCUAAGUUUAGAUAAUCUAUCAGAAGAUGCGGCUCAACUUUCAUAUAAAACAAACAUGAACACAAAUUUCUUGGAUCCUUCCUUAGAUCCACUACUUAGUUCAUCAUCAACUCCAGCAAAACCUGGAACCCACGGUACGACUGAUGACCCCUUAGCUGAUAUUUCUGAAGUCUUAAACACAGAUGAUGACAUUCUUGGAAUAAUUUCAGAUGACCUUGCAAAAUCAGUUGAUCAUUCAGGUCUUGAUUUAUGCACUUUCCAGGUUGAGAGCUCACCUUUUCCAUUUGCCGGCAUAGAUAUUGGUCCUGUCGCUGAUGAUGCAUCGUCUUUGCCUCAGCCAAGUGUCAAUCCCACUUCACGACCACUAAGUGAAGAGCAGCUAGAUGGAAUCCUCAGUCCUGAGCUAGACAAAAUGGUCACAGAUGGAGCAAUUCUUGGAAAGUUAUACAAAAUUCCAGAGCUUGGAGGGAAGGAUGUUGAAGACUUGUUCACCGCUGUGCUUAGUCCUGCGACUGCCCAGCCGACCCCGCUAGCACAGCCUCCCCCACCGCCUGCACCUCAGCUGCUGCCCAUACACAGCCAGGGUAUGUCACCUCUAGAAAAGUUCCAUGUGUUUUCGCGGAUGCCACUCAUGAACGGCCUUAUUGGACCCAAUCCUCACCUCCCACAUAAUUCUUUGCCUCCUGGAAGUGGAUUGGGAACUUUCUCUACUGUAGCACAAUCCCCUUACACUGAUACCAGGGAUAAAAAUCCAGCAUUUCAUCCGAUGGCAAGUGAUCCUAACAGCUCUUGGACGUCAUCCGCUCCCACGGUAGAGGGAGAGAACGAUACAAUGUCAAAUGCCCAGAGAAGCACGCUGAAAUGGGAGAAGGAAGAGGCUCUGGGUGAAAUGGCAACAGUAGCACCUGUUCUCUACACAAACAUCAAUUUCCCCAGCCUGAAGGAGGAAUUCCCUGACUGGACGACGAGAGUGAAGCAGAUUGCCAAGCUGUGGAGAAAAGCGAGCUCGCAGGAAAGAGCGCCUUACGUGCAAAAAGCCAGAGAUAACAGGGCUGCUUUACGCAUUAAUAAAGUACAGAUGUCAAAUGAUCCCCUGAAGAGGCAGCAACAGCAAGACAGCAUCGAUCCUGGCUCUCGCAUUGAUUCGGACCUUUUUAAAGAUCCGUUAAAGCAAAGAGAAUCGGAACAUGAACAGGAAUGGAAAUUUAGACAGCAAAUGCGCCAGAAGAGCAAGCAGCAAGCCAAAAUCGAAGCCACGCAGAAGCUCGAACAGGUGAAGAACGAGCAGCAGCAGCAGCAGCAGCAGUUUGGCGCACAGCCCCCCGUGGCCCCGUCCGGCUCGGACACGCCGAGCAGCGGCAUACAGAGCCCCCUGACCCCCCAGCCUGGCAACGGGAACGCGUCUCCUGCGCAGGCGUUCCAUAAGGACCUGUUUCCGAAGCAGCUCCCCAGCGCCCCCUCGUCCGCGUCGUCAGACGACGUGUUCGUGAAACCGCAGGCUCCUCCCCCGGCUGCAGCCCCGGCCCGAGGCCCCCCCGUCCAGGAGAGUCUGUCACAGCCUCAGACCUGUCAGCCCCCCUCACCACAGGUGUUUUCAGCUGGGUCGGCUCACUCCCGGCCACCCUCCCCAGUGGUGGAUCCUUAUGCAAAAAUGGUGGGGACUCCGAGACCACCUCCUGGGGGCCACGGGUUUUCCAGAAGAAAUUCCGCUGCCCUGGUGGAAAACUGUGCUCCUCUGCCCCCAGUCCCCAGGCCUGCUCCGGUGAGUGAGGCCACGGCAAAUAGGCCGUCCCCAGUCAGAGACUUCUGUGCUUCCUCCACGGCAAAUGGUGACCCCUAUGCAAAGCCUCCAGACACGCCCAGACCUACAAUGACCGACCAGUUUCCCAAGCCCUCGGGCCUCCCCCGGUCUCCGGUGGUUGCCGAGCAGACUGCAAAAGGCCCUCUAGCAGCUGGCACCAGCGAUCACUUCAGCAAACCGUCUCCCAGGGCAGAUGUGUUUCAGAGACAGCGGAUUCCUGACCCGUACGCACGGCCCUUGCUGACACCCGCACCUCCCGACAGUGGCCCUGGGCCCUUUAAGGCUCCGAUGCAGCCCCCUCCACCUUCCCAGGAUCCCUAUGGGCCGGUGUCGCAGGCACCAAGGCGACUGUCCGUGGACCCUUACGAGAGGCCUGCGUUCGCACCGAGACCUGGAGAUAACUUUUCUCACAGCCAGUCAAGUGGCCCAUACAGCCAGCCUCCCCUGACCCCACAUCCGGCAACAAAUGAGUCUUUGGCCCAUUCCUCAAGGGCUUUUUCCCAGCCUGGAACCAUGUCAAGGCCAACAUCUCAGGACCCGUAUUCCCAGCCCCCAGGGACUCCACGCCCUGUUAUAGAUGCUUACCCCCAACCCUCGGGAACAUCUCGCUCCAACCCAGACCCCUACUCUCAACCUCCUGGAACUCCCCGGCCCACCACGAUUGACCCCUACAGUCAGCAGCCACCAACCCCAAGGCCGCCUACACAAGCAGACUUGUUUGUGCCGCCGGCCGCUAACCAGAGGCAUUCAGACCCCUAUGCGCAUCCCCCUGGAACACCAAGACCUUACUCUCAGCCACCAGCAGCACCAAGGCCAAGGAUUUCAGAGGGUUUUCCUAGGUCCUCAAUGACAAGACCGGUCCUCAUGCCAAAUCAGGAUCCUUUCCUGCAAGCAGCACAAAAUCGAGGAGCAGCUUUAUCUGGUCCAUUGAUAAGGCCACCUGAUACAUGUUCCCCAAGUCCUAGGCCCCCUGGACCUAGUCUUUCGGAAACUUUCAGCCGAGUUUCCCCGUCUGCUACUCGGGAUGCGUAUGAUCAGCCUCCAAUGACUCCAAGAACUCAGUCUGACUCUUUUGGAACAAGUCAAGUUGCCCAUGAUGUUGGUCAGUCAAGGCCUGGAUCAGAGGGGAGCUUCAGUGCGCCUUCAAACUCUCCAAUGAGUUCUCAGAGCCAACAGUUUUCCAGCGUCUCCCACCUUCCUGGACCUGUACCAACUUCCGGGGUCACUGAGACGCAGAGUACCGUAAACAUGUCACAAGCAGAUACAGAGAAAUUGAGACAGCGGCAGAAGUUACGUGAAAUCAUUCUCCAGCAGCAACAGCAGAAGAAGAUGGCAGGUCGGCAGGAGAAAGGGUCCCAGGAUGCGGUAGCGGGGCCUCUUCCAGCGCCCCUGCAGCACUGGCAGCCGGACAGCAUCAGCCAGGCUUUUGCUAGGGCUCCGCCCCCCUAUCCCGGCAGCAUCAGAUCUCCUGUUGUCCCUCCUCUGGGACCUAGAUACGCACUUUUCCCAAAAGAUCCACGCGGACCCUAUCCUCCUGAUGUUACUGGUAUGGGGAUGCGACCUCACGGACUUAGAUUUGGAUUUCCAGGAGGUAGUCAUGGUACCCUGUCAAGUCAGGAACGCUUCCUUGCACCUCCUCAGCAAAUACAGGGGCCUGGAGCUCCUCCACAGCUGAGAAGAUCAAUGUCUGUAGACAUGCCAAGGCCUUUAAAUAACUCGCAAAUGAAUAACCCAGUUGGCCUCCCUCAGCAUUUUCCACCACAGAGUCUGCCGGUUCAGCAGCAUAACAUACUGGGUCAAGCUUUUAUUGAACUGAGGCACAGGGCGCCCGAUGGAAGGCCACGGCUGCCCUUCACUGCUCCUCCCGGCAGUGUUCUAGAGGCACCUUCUCAUCCAAGACAUGGAAACUUCAUUCCCCGGCCAGACUUUCCAGGCCCUAGACACGCAGAGCCCUUGAGACGACCUUCUCAAGGUCUGCCAACCCAGCUACCUUUGCAUCCAAAUUUGGAACAAGUGCCACCAUCGCAGCAAGACCAAAGCCAUCCCGCCCAUUCAUCUUCUAUGGUCAUGAGGUCCCUGAGUCAUCCCUUAGGUGGUGAAUUCCCAGAGGCCUCUUUGUCAACAUCUACACCAGCUGAAACAGCAUCUGAUAAUUUACAGAUAACCACCCAGUCUUCUGAUGGUCUUGAAGAAAAACUCGAUACUGAUGACCCAUCUGUAAAGGAACUAGAUGUUAAAGACCUCGAGGGAGUGGAAGUCAAAGACUUGGAUGAUGAAGAUCUCGAAAAUUUAAAUCUAGACACAGAGGACGGCAAGGGAGAUGAAUUGGACACUUUAGGUAAUUUGGAAACUAAUGACCCCAACCUGGAUGACCUCUUAAGGUCAGGAGAAUUUGAUAUCAUUGCGUACACAGAUCCAGAACUUGACCUAGGAGAUAAGAAAAGCAUGUUUAAUGAGGAACUAGACCUUAAUGUUCCCAUCGAUGAUAAGAUAGAUAAUCAGUGUGGGUCUGUUGAGCCAAAAAUGAAGGAGCAGGAAGACAAGACUGUGGUUCCUUCUGAUAAACCUUCUCCGUGGAAAAAAUCCACUGGUACCAGUGAGAUAAAAACAGAAGUACUGUCUCCGGAUUCUAAAGGGGAAGGCAGAUGUGAAAGUGAGAAAAGCAAUGAGAGUAAAGACAACGUCGGCACCCCCAGCUCACAGGCUUCAGCUCACACAGAUGUCAGUGACGGAGAAAAGGCUGUCCCGCAGCCCUGCGACACGGAUCUACUGGAGAAGAGACCCCCCCGAGAAGCCACUGGCUCCACCCCAGGUGUCCGCGGCUCCACGCAGCUGCCUGCGGAAGACGUGAUAAACUCUUGCGGCAUAACCGCAUCAACUCCGGUUCUCUCGAGUUUACUUGCUAAUGAAAAAUCUGAUAACUCAGACGUCAGGCCCCUGGGGUCCCCGCCACCCACACUGCCAGCCUCACCAUCCGGUCACAUGUCAAGUUUGCCGCCUCCUUUAAUGACACCGCCCGGGCACAUGUUGGAUAGUACCAUGAAUUCUAACGUGCCAGUAGUCUCUAGGGUAAACCAUACUUUUCCUCAGGGCGUGCAGGUAAACCCAGGAUUCAUUCAGGGCCAGUCACCAGUUAAUCACGGUUUUGGGACCGGAAAACCUGCAAAUCAAACUGUGCCUCUCACGAGCCAGUCUGGACCCCAGCAGCUGAUGAUCCCUCCCACGUUAGCCCAGCAGAGUAGAGAGAGGCCCCUCCUUCUGGAGGAACAGCCUCUGCUUCUGCAGGACCUUCUGGAUCAAGAGAGGCAGGAGCAGCAGCAGCAAAGACAGAUGCAAGCUAUGAUUCGCCAGCGGGCAGAGCCGUUUUUCCCUAACAUCGAUUUUGAUGCAAUUACAGACCCUAUAAUGAAAGCCAAAAUGGUGGCCCUAAAAGGCAUAAAUAAAGUAAUGGCACAAAACAAUAUGGGCAUGCCACCCAUGGUUAUGAACAGGUUCCCCUUUAUGGGCCAGUCGGUGACCGGGGCGCAAACCAGCGAAGGCCAGAGUCUCCUCCCGCAGGCGAUGGCCCAGGAUGGCAGUAUAACACAUCAGAUUUCUAGGCCUAAUCCUCCAAAUUUUGGUCCAGGCUUUGUCAAUGAUUCACAACGUAAACAGUAUGAAGAAUGGCUUCAGGAGACCCAACAGCUUCUUCAGAUGCAGCAGAAAUAUCUCGAAGAACAAAUUGGCGCGCACAGAAAGUCUAAGAAGGCCCUUUCCGCGAAACAACGUACCGCAAAGAAAGCAGGGCGGGAAUUUCCAGAAGAGGAUGCGGAACAACUCAAGCAUGUUACGGAACAGCAGAGCAUGGUUCAGAAACAGCUAGAACAGAUCCGCAAACAGCAGAAGGAGCAUGCCGAGUUGAUAGAAGACUAUCGGAUCAAGCAGCAGCAGCAGCAGUGCGCCAUGGCGCCGCCUCCCGUGAUGCCAGGGGUCCCGCCCCAGCCACCCCUGGUUCCGGGUGCCCCCCCAGCUGCCAUGAGCCAGCCCAGCUUCCCCAUGGUGCCUCAGCAGCUGCAGCACCAGCAGCACGCGGCGAUUUCUGGUCACACCAGCCCUGCGAGAAUGCCCAGUUUGCCGGCGUGGCAGCCUGCCAGUGCUCCUGCCCACCUCCCCCUCAAUCCUGCCAGGAUCCAGCCUCCGGUUGCCCAGUUACCAAUAAGAACUUGCACGCCGGCGCCAGGGACGGUGUCCGGUGCAAAUCCCCAGAGUGGACCGCCCCCACGGGUGGAAUUUGACGACAACAACCCCUUCAGUGAGAGCUUCCAGGAACGAGAGCGGAGAGAACGCUUACGAGAACAGCAGGAAAGACAGCGAAUCCAGCUCAUGCAAGAGGUAGACAGGCAACGGGCUCUGCAGCAGGGGCUGGGGGUGCCGCCGCAUGGCCCCAUGCGGUCCCAGCUUCCGUUCUGCAGCUCCGACCUGCCUUGUGACUUUGCCCAGCCCCCACGGCCCCUUCAGCAGUCUCCGCAACACCAACAGCAGGUGGGGCAGAGCAUCCAACAGGGAUCUCUUAAUUCCCCUCCCACCCCAACGUUCAUGCAAACCAAUGAGCGAAGGCAGAUAGGGCCUCCCUCGUUCGUUCCGGACUCGCCGUCAGUUCCUGGCGGAAGCCCCGGCUUCCAUUCUGUUAAGCAGGUACACGGAGGUCUUUCUGGGGCCAGCUUCCAGCAGUCCCCAGCGAGGCCUCCUUUUGCACCUGCUUUACCCGCGGCGCCCGCAGUAGCCAGUGGUAGUCUCCCGUGUGGCCAAGACCCUGCCGCAGCCCACGGACAAAGUCACCCGGGGUCGACCCAGUCGCUCAUUCAAUUGUAUUCUGACAUAAUCCCAGAAGAAAAGGGGAAAAAGAAAAGAACAAGAAAGAAGAAGAAAGACGAUGAUGUGGAAUCCACCAAGGCACCAUCCACUCCCCACUCAGAUAUAACUGCUCCCCCCACCCCGAGUAUCUCAGAAACUACCUCCACACCCACCGUGAACACACCCGGCGAGCUUCCUCAGCAAGGAGAACCCGAGUUGGUGGAACCCGUCUGCCCGUCAACUCCCAACACGGCCGCCGGCCAGCUGUGCGCAGAGUUAGAAAGCAGGCUGCCCCAGAGUGAGUUAGCUCAGGGAGCUCCAAACCAACCCGCUUUCGCGGAGUCGGAGGCGGAAAAGCACUCCGUGGAAACCCCUGCCUCCACAGAAGAGGUGACACCGGAGACCACCGAGCCCCAGCAGUGCCCCGGCCAAGACGGGCCUGACCUGGAGGAACGAGCCAGAAAUAAGGUCGAGGAGAAAGCCGGGGCUGGUCCUGUCUCCUCAGGGCAGAGCCCUCCCCAUCCUGCUGGGGCCCCUGCUGCCAAAGGAGAUUCAGGCAACGAGCUUCUGAAGCAUCUGCUGAAAAAUAAAAAGUCAUCUUCCCUUUUGAGUCAAAAACCCGAAGGCAGCUUUUGUUCAGAAGAUGCAUGUACGAAGGAUAACACAGUGGUUGAGAGGCAGAACCCAGUCGAAGGAUUGCAAACUCUGGGGGCUCAGAUGCAAGGUGGUUUUGGAUGUGGCAGCAACCCCUUGCCAAAAACGGAUGGAGGAAGUGAGACCAAGAAACCGCGAAGCAAACGGACUCAGAGGGUGGGGGAGAAGGCCGCACCGCGCUCGAAGAAAAGGCGGAAGGACGAAGAGGAGAAACGCGCCUUGUCCUCUGCCACCGACACCUUUACGCACCUGAAGCAGCAGCUCUCUCUGCUCCCUCUAAUGGAACCAAUCAUUGGAGUGAACUUUGCGCACUUUCUUCCUUAUGGCAGUGGCCAAUUUAAUAGUGGGAACCGACUUCUAGGAACUUUUGGCAGUGCUACCCUUGAAGGGGUUUCGGAUUACUAUUCUCAGUUGAUCUACAAGCAGAAUAAUUUAAGUAAUCCUCCAACACCCCCUGCCUCUCUUCCUCCUACACCACCUCCUAUGGCUUGUCAGAAGAUGGCAAAUGGUUUUGCGACAACUGAAGAACUUGCUGGAAGAGCUGGCGUAUUAAUGAGCCACGAAGUUACCAAAAGUCUAGGACCGAAAGCAUUUCAGCUGCCCUUCAGACCACAAGACGACUUGUUAGCCAGAGCUAUCGCUCAGGGCCCGAAGACCGUCGAUGUGCCAGCCUCACUGCCGACACCGCCUCAUAACAAUCAGGAAGAAUUAAGGAUACAGGAUCACGCUGGUGGUCGGGACACUCCUGACAGUUUCGUUCCGUCGUCCUCUCCCGAGAGUGUGGUUGGGAUGGACGUGAGCAGAUACCCAGAUUUGUCGUCGGUCAAAGAGGAGCCUCCGGAGCCUGUGCCAUCCCCCAUCAUCCCGAUCCUUCCUAGCAGUACUGGCAAAGGUUUGGAAUCUAGAAGGAAUGACAUCAAGACUGAGCCUGGCACUUUAUUUUUCACACCGCCUUUUGGUUCCUCUCCAAACGGUCCCAGAUCGGGUCUUAUAUCUGUGGCAAUCACUCUGCAUCCUACAGCUGCUGAGAACAUUAGCAGCGUCGUGGCUGCGUUUUCCGACCUUCUCCACGUCCGAGUUCCUAACAGCUAUGAGGUCAGUAAUGGUCCAGAUGUUCCAUCCGUGGGUUUGGUCAGUAGCCACAGAGUAAACCCAGGCUUGGAGUGUCGACAGCAUAUAUUUCUUCGUGGGCCUCCGCCAGGAUCUGCAAACCCUCCCAGAUCAGCCAGCUCUUACCGGCUGAAGCCGCCCAGCGUGCCGUUCCGUCCAGCGAGCGAUGGUCUUUCUGGAUAUAAGGAUUCCGGUAUCGCAGAAGGCGCGGCCCUCAGACCACAGUGGUGCUGUCACUGUAAAGUGGUUAUUCUUGGAGGCGGUGUGAGGAAAUCUUUCAGAGAUCUGGCCUUCGUGAACAAGGAUUCCCGAGAAAGCUCCCACAGAGUCGAGAAGGACAUUGUCUUCUGUAGUAAUAACUGCUUCGUUCUUUAUGCCUCAUCCACACAAGCAAAAAACUCAGAAAGCAAGGAAUCCGCCCCUCCGUUGCCACAGUCGCCUGCAAGAGAGACGCCUUCCAGAGCGUUUCACCAGUACAGUAACAACAUCUCCGCCUUGGACGUGCACUGCCUCCCGCAGCUCCAGGAAGAAGCUUCUCCCCCCGCGUCACCCCCCAUCACUUUCCCUCCGGCGUUCGAAGCAGCCAAAGUAGAGGCCAAGCCAGACGAGCUUAAGGUGACAGUCAAGUUAAAGCCCCGGCUGAGGACCGUCCACGGUGGGUUUGAAGAUUGUAGGCCGAUUAAUAAAAAGUGGAGAGGGAUGAAAUGGAAGAAGUGGAGCAUCCACAUCGUAAUCCCCAAGGGGACAUUCAAACCCCCUUGUGAGGAUGAGAUCGACGAGUUUUUGAAGAAGCUGGGCACGUCCCUUAAGCCUGACCCUGUGCCCAGAGACUAUCGGAAGUGUUGCUUUUGCCACGAAGAGGGUGAUGGGCUGACCGACGGACCGGCAAGACUGCUCAACCUCGACUUGGACGUGUGGGUCCACCUGAACUGUGCGCUGUGGUCCACGGAGGUCUAUGAGACCCAGGCCGGGGCCUUGAUAAACGUGGAGCUGGCGCUGAGGAGGGGCCUGCAGAUGAAGUGCGUCUUCUGCCAUAAAAUGGGCGCCACCAGCGGAUGCCACAGAUUUCGGUGCGCCAACAUUUACCACUUCACUUGCGCCAUUAAAGCGCAAUGCAUGUUUUUUAAGGAUAAGACGAUGCUGUGUCCCGUGCACAAACCAAAGGGAAUUCACGAGCAGGAGCUGAGUUACUUCGCGGUCUUCAGACGGGUCUACGUUCAACGCGACGAGGUGCGACAGAUCGCUAGCAUCGUGCAGCGCGGAGAGCGGGACCACACGUUCCGCGUCGGAAGCCUCAUCUUCCACACGAUCGGCCAGCUGCUCCCACAGCAGAUGCAGGCGUUCCACUCCCCCAAGGCGCUCUUCCCCGUGGGCUACGAGGCCAGCCGCUUGUACUGGAGCACCCGCUACGCCAACAGGCGCUGCCGCUACCUGUGCUCCAUCGAGGAGAAGGAGGGGCGCCCGGUGUUUGUCAUCCGAAUCGUGGAGCAAGGCCACGAAGACCUGGUCCUGAGCGACUCCUCCCCUAAAGGUGUUUGGGAUAAAAUUUUGGAGCCCGUGGCGUGUGUGAGAAAACAGUCUGAAAUGCUCCAGCUCUUUCCAGCAUAUUUAAAGGGAGAAGACCUGUUUGGCCUAACGGUGUCCGCGGUGGUGCGGAUCGCGGAGUCCCUGCCUGGGGUUGAGGCGUGUGAAAACUACACCUUCCGCUACGGCCGCAACCCUCUCAUGGAGCUUCCUCUUGCCGUUAACCCCACAGGCUGCGCCCGAUCGGAACCUAAAAUGAGUGCCCAUGUCAAGAGGUUUGUGUUAAGACCUCACACCCUGAACAGCACCAGCACCUCCAAGUCCUUUCAGAGCACGGUCACCGGCGAGCUGAACGCGCCCUACAGUAAGCAGUUUGUGCACUCUAAGUCCUCGCAGUACCGGAAGAUGAAGACCGAGUGGAAGUCCAACGUGUACCUGGCCCGGUCCCGCAUCCAGGGGCUGGGCCUGUAUGCUGCUAGAGACAUCGAGAAGCACACCAUGGUCAUCGAGUACAUCGGGACUAUCAUUCGAAAUGAAGUUGCCAACAGAAAGGAGAAGCUGUACGAGUCUCAGAACCGCGGCGUGUACAUGUUCCGCAUGGAUAGUGACCACGUGAUCGACGCGACGCUCACCGGAGGGCCUGCCAGAUACAUCAACCAUUCGUGUGCGCCUAAUUGCGUGGCAGAAGUGGUGACUUUCGAGAGGGGACACAAAAUUAUCAUCAGCUCCAACCGGAGGAUCCAGAAGGGAGAGGAGCUGUGCUACGACUACAAGUUCGACUUCGAGGACGACCAGCACAAGAUUCCGUGUCACUGCGGGGCCGUGAACUGCCGGAAGUGGAUGAACUGAACGCAUUCCUCGCCGUUCGGCGGGCGGCUCGUCCCCACGGAGAAGCGAUUCGACGCACCGUUUGACUUCUGCAGAGACAGAAAGAGAUGUUUGUUUUCUGUUGUGUGACUUCUUGAAGCGAGCUUCUGGGAGUCCCGGCUCCUCGGCCCCGGGCGGGAGCCGCCGGGACGGCCCGGAACGGCCCAGCACUUUUGUUUUCUGCUUUCUCUUUCCUUCCUCCUUCUUUCCGCGGGUGGGUUUUGUUGUGUUUCGUUUUGUUCUCGAGUCUCGCCGAGGCUUCUACUGGGGCGGAGGGCCGCGGCUGCCGGGCCCCAGGGUGGGGCUUCCUAUGAAUGUAAGACUGAGAUCACCAGCGAAAGGGAGAUACGUCCAAAGUGCUGGCCACGGCCUUAUCUGAAAAAGGGGCAGGCCCUCUAACUUAAAAGUUUUUUAAAAUAAAGUAGACACCACUGAACAAGGAAUGUACUGCAACGACUUCCUUAGGGACGGAGCUAAGGGGCGAUAACUUGCACUAAAACACGUUUAAAUACUUGAUUCCAUGAGUCAGUUUAUUGUAGUUUUUGAUUUCUGUAAAAUAAGAGAAACUUUUUGUAUUUAUUAUUGAAUAAGUGAAUGAAGCUAUUUUUAAAUAAAAGUUAGAAGAAAGCCAAGCUGCUGCUGUUACCUGCAGAACUAACAAACUCUGUUACUUUGUACAAAUGUGUAAAUAUUUUGACAAGAAAAAAAAUACAGUAUAAAAAUAGUAUUGACCAAAUGCUACCAGGCUCCGCAGCAGCUCGGGUGCUUAUAAAAUGUUCACGGGGAUGUUACAAUACAACGUUGUGUUGUUAAAUAUGCCAUUAUAAUUCUGUAAUAACCAAAACUUCGACCUAGAGUAUUUGGGGUUUUUUGGAAACUACGGCCUAUUAGUACUUAACUGUUUUAUACGCCUUCCGAUGGAACGGAGUGUGGGCUGUGACUCCACCUUUUAUAGCCGUUUUGGUAAUUUAAACUAAUGUUUUCAUAUCCUAUUGUUGCAUCCCUACUUCUUCAGGUUUUUUUGUGCUUACGAUUUGUGAUAACUGUGAAUAACUGCUUCAAGAUACACCCAAAUGGAGGCUGAACUUUUCUUCAGCGAAAGUAGUUUUGACUAGAACUUUGUUUCAAGCCACAGAGAAUCAUGUAAACGUCUUAGAUCAUGUAGCAGGGCUCCAGUCUAACUCUCUAGCCUUCUAUUUAACACAAACAUUUGAAAAGGAAAAAAAGAGAAAAAAGAAAAAAAAAAAAAGAGAGAGAGAGAGAGAGAUUUGAUCAGUUGUGGCUGCAGGACCCGGGCCGAUAGGGUUUUGGAAGAUGUAAUUUUAAAAUGUGUUUGUAUGAACUGUUUGUUUACAUUUCUUUAAUAAAAAAAAAAAAACACACACACACACACACUGUUUUGUGUUUGCUUGUAGAAACUUAAUCAGCAUUUUGAACCAGGUUAGCUUUUUAUUUUGUACUUAAAAAUUCUGGUACGGACACUUCACAGGCUGAGUAUAAAUGAAGUUUCUGUGUGCACAAUUCAAGUGAGCUGUGAACUGUCGGUCUAUCAGUGACGCAGUUCUGAACUUGUAAUGUAUAUGGCAUGAUGUAUUUUUAUCUUACAGAAUAAAUCAAUUGUAUAUAUUUUUCUCUUGAUAAAUAGCUGUAUGAAAUUUGUUUCUUGAAUAUUUUUCUUCUCUUGUACAAUAUCCUGACAUCCUACCAGUAUUUGUCCUACCGGGUUUUUGUUUUCUGUUCUGUAUAAUAGUACCUAAUGUUGGCAAAAAUUGAAUUUUUUGAAGUAUACAGAGUGUUAUGGGUUUUGGAAUUUGUGGACACAGAUUUAGAAGAUCACCAUUUACAAAUAAAAUAUUUUACAUCUAUAAAA
Molecule: messenger RNA, 20917 nt
Organism: Neofelis nebulosa (Clouded leopard)
Lineage: Eukaryota; Metazoa; Chordata; Mammalia; Carnivora; Felidae
Gene: KMT2C
Product: lysine methyltransferase 2C
Exons: 61
Coding region: 4219-19029 (4936 amino acids)
Biological process (GO): positive regulation of transcription by RNA polymerase II
Cellular component (GO): MLL3/4 complex; nucleus
Molecular function (GO): histone binding; transcription coactivator activity; histone H3K4 methyltransferase activity
Source: RefSeq, a predicted model, not a curated record